Penaeus indicus is the source of this 431-nucleotide messenger RNA. RefSeq lists its product as uncharacterized. The record is from RefSeq and is a predicted model, not a curated record. The coding region runs from base 68 to 316 and encodes 82 amino acids. The transcript is spliced from 2 exons. NCBI's taxonomy places the organism in Eukaryota, Metazoa, Arthropoda, Malacostraca, Decapoda, Penaeidae.
AGUAUGUGCAUAGAUUGUCCUUGCCUUGGCUUGGAGCUGAGUCUCUCUCGCGUGCAAAACCCUGAACAUGAAGCUGUUGUCGACAGUUCUGGCCUUGCUUGUGGCCCUGGUAGGCUUGGUGACCCUGAGCAGUGCCAUGCCUGAGCCUGACCCUUUGGCUAACCCUAACCCCGUGGCUGACCCCGAUCCCUUCAAAUUCAAAGGCGGUGGAUUCCGAAGGGGAUAUGGAGGUUUCAGUAGGGGAGGCUACGGAGGCCACGGGGGUUUCAGGCGCGGAGGUUUCGGGGGUUUCGGCAAGAAGAAGAAGUUCGGCUGAAGUUUCUGUUGUCUCGGUUGACUGAUAAUCGGGCUUUCCCUUCAGACGACAAUACAAUCUGCAAUUUAUAUCGACUGUAUCUUUGAUCCUGAAAAAAAUAAAUCAUACAAACUGA